Linderina pennispora is the source of this 948-nucleotide messenger RNA. RefSeq lists its product as uncharacterized. The record is from RefSeq and is a predicted model, not a curated record. Gene Ontology annotation, biological process: magnesium ion transport. The transcript is spliced from 5 exons. Gene Ontology annotation, cellular component: membrane. The coding region runs from base 1 to 948 and encodes 315 amino acids. Lineage: Eukaryota; Fungi; Kickxellomycota; Kickxellomycetes; Kickxellales; Kickxellaceae. Gene Ontology annotation, molecular function: magnesium ion transmembrane transporter activity.
AUGAGUUUCUUCGUCGGCCUGACAGCAGCACUCCUGGGCAACAGCACAGCGUCGGCACAUCGGAUUGGUUACGAAGCCGGAUAUUCGAGCAGCCUCGAUAUUCGCUCGCGCAGUAACUCGCUAACCGGCCCCUCCUUCAGCCAGCGUGCUAAGCUGUGGAUAGUGGGCCUGCUGAUGAACUAUGCGGGCGAGCUGUUUGGCAAUUCCGUUGCGCUGUCGUAUCUGUCGGCGUCGGUGGUUGCGCCACUGGGAAUCAUCGCAGUUAUUGUCAAUAUGGUGCUUGCUGAGCGGUUCCUAGGCGAGCGCAUCACGCCUAACCAGCGGUACGGAUUCAUGGUCAUCAUGGCCGGAGCUGCAGCCGACGACGCUGUGCAGUUUAUUGAGGUGGUAUCGACAUCGGGGAUUCUUGGGCUGUUUGGUCUCUUCUACAUUGUGCAGGCAGCGCUGAUUACACUGAUUCGCUCGGGCCGGCAGUCGCUGUUCCUGUAUGUGCUGGUGGCCUCGCUGUUUGGCUCUAUGAACGUCAUGGUGUCCAAGAUCCUGACCAUGUUUAUGCGCCUGCGCUUAUCGUACUCGUCGAUCCCGAACCCCGCCGACAUUGUGUUUUACGGGGCAGUGGAGGCUGCCAAGGUGCGCCCGGCGCUGCUGUUCCUGACUGGGCCCCAGGUACUUGCUGCCAUUGUCAUGGUGGCAUCGAUUAUCGGCCAGGAUAUCCCGGUCAUGGAGUUCCAGCCUGUGUUCUUUGCCACGUUCAACGUUGUUGCCACGCUGUCAGGUCUGCUGCUGUUCAAGGAGCUCGACGGCUGGAUGCAUGGACUGGUCUUUUUCUCGGCUUUCUUUGUCGGUAUUGGCUUUAUCCUCUACGGCUCAAAGUUCUUGCAAAAGGCAAGGUCGGUCAGUCUGCCCUCGCACAUCCGCCUGCACAAGGAAAACCUAAAGUCUCUCUAA